AUGAAUCACCACGCCAUUCUAAUGGUUUUUUGUCUUCUUCAAGUCGUUUCCUUCUCCAAAUCCGCGCCGUUGUCAACGAACUCCCGAUGGAUAGUCGACAGCGCGAGCGGGAAGCGCGUGAAGCUGGCGUGCGUGAACUGGCCUUCGCACUUGGAGCCGAUGAUUGCAGAGGGCUUAGACAAGAAACCGAUCGACGAUAUAAUACAAAAGAUAGGUGAAAAUGGGUUCAACUGCGUUAGGUUUACGUGGCCGACGUAUAUGUUCACGAGGCCGGAUUACGGCAACCUUAGGGUUUCUGAAUCCUUGGAUAUAUACAACCUUACGGCCGCGAAAGACGGGAUUGCCAAAAACAAUCCUCAGAUCCUGAGAAUGACGGUGGUGGAGCUUCACAAGGCGGUGGUUGGUGAGCUCGGGAAGAAGAAGUUGAUGGUGGUGCUCGAUAACCACGUUAGCCGGCCGACGUGGUGCUGUGCCGGAAACGAUGGGAAUGGGUUUUUUGGGGAUGCUUACUUUGACCCUAAGGAGUGGUUGCAAGGCCUAGCUGCGGUGGCCACAGCAUAUAAGGGCUUUCCUCAGGUUGUGGGCAUGAGCUUGAGAAACGAGCUACGAGGCGGCCGACAGAACGAGCCGGACUGGUACAAGUAUAUGCAAGAAGGAGCCAACACAAUCCACGCACAAAACCCUGAUUUGCUAGUCAUCGUCUCCGGUCUAUACACGGCCACCAACCUCGGGUAUCUCAGGUCGAAGGCAUUCCAAGUUAACUUCGCCAACAAAUUAGUGUUCGAGGCACACUGGUACACAUUCGGCAUCCCUGACAAAGCCUGGACUGACCAAACCAACAAUCUAUGUGCAACUGUCACCAAAAGGGCACGAGACAAUUACCUCUUCUUGACUAGUGCCAAAAACUCUUUUCCUGUUUUUAUUAGUGAAUUUGGGAUUGAUGAGAGAGGUGGGAGUGUUGCCGGCAACAGAUACAUAACUUGUUUCUUGGCUGCUGUGGCUGACUUCGAUGUCGACUGGGCUUUGUGGACUUUGCAAGGAAGCUACAUACUUAGGCAGGGCAAAGUUAAUCUUGAUGAAUCUUAUGGGAUUCUUGAUAUUAAUUGGGAUCGUCUGAGGAACCCUGGUUUUGUUAGCAGGUUGCAACUUGUUCAACAGAUCAAUCAAGAUUUCACAUCAGAGAAACCAACAUAUUACAAAAUGUUUCAUCCUUUAAGUGGGCAAUGUGUGCAAAUUGUGAAGGAUGAGAUAGUUCUAGCUAACUGCAACCAUGCAAGCCGGUGGGAUCAACACCAAGAUGACAGCCCUAUAAAGUUGGAGGGGGCUGCAGGGUGCCUCGGUCUGGUCAGAGACGGGGCAGCGCCUCGUGUAUCGGAGGACUGUUCCAGCAAGUGGAAGAUUGUGUCAAGCUCAGGUCUUCAUUUGGCGGCCCAAGAUGGGAAAGGGGAAUAUUUGUGCUUGGAAAUGAAUGCUUCGGAUUCUAGGAUUGUGACAAAGAAAUGUUUGUGUGUUGGAAAUGAUCUUAGUAAUUUACGCACAUGUGCUGACAAUCCUCAGUCACAAUGGUUUAAAUUUGUACCAGCAAAUGUUUGA
Messenger RNA from Salvia splendens (bonfire salvia), 1593 nucleotides. Its product is annotated as glycosyl hydrolase 5 family protein. Bases 1 to 1593 code for a protein of 530 amino acids. Gene Ontology annotation, biological process: polysaccharide catabolic process. The transcript is spliced from 3 exons. Gene Ontology annotation, molecular function: hydrolase activity, hydrolyzing O-glycosyl compounds. NCBI's taxonomy places the organism in Eukaryota, Viridiplantae, Streptophyta, Magnoliopsida, Lamiales, Lamiaceae. The record is from RefSeq and is a predicted model, not a curated record.